GCUGAAAUAAUGGACUAUUACUUACAUAACUCGUCUCCCCAUCGUCGAUCACUCUUUUCGAUGUUGGGGAUCGGUCGAUAGAGUUAUCACUUUUUUUCUAUCACUCGUCUCGUCAUCAUGGAGGCCGAAAAGUCUACGGUGCCCGCUGAGCGAGUUGACAAGUUCGAGGAAGAACUGGAUGAUGAUGCCUCGUCAAUCAGAUCUGCUGCACGCGGGGAUGACUUGCCAAAGGGGUACUUCUAUUCAAUUGGGUUUCUAGGGGCCGCGACUGGUUUCUGUUUAUCGGCUAUAUCAGCUUUCAUCUUUCUGCUUCUUCCGACCAAUGUAUUAACUUACAUAAAUGCAGAUAUAGGUCCCAGCCCCUAUAUCGCAUGGGUCAACAUUGCCCGGACUCUCUCCUUGUCCUUCACAUAUACGAUUCUUGGCCGACUAUCUGAUCUCUUCGGACGACGAUGGUUCUUUAUCGGCGGCAAUAUUGUCGCUCUCGUCGGUAUAAUCGUCUGCUCGGCCGCGCAAAACGUAAACAGCUUGAUCAUAGGCAGUGCGAUAUACGGACUAGGUGAGACGGUUCAGUUGAGCUUCAACGUGGCUAUAGGUGAAUUAGUGCCUAAUAAGCACCGACCGAUGGUUCUAUCGUUAAUAUUUGCGACCAAUGCGCCAAUCGCUGGAAUUGGCCCUAUGAUCGCUCGAGCUAUGCUGCAAAACCCCAACAUGGGAUGGAGAUGGUGUUAUUACCUCAACAUUAUAGUGGUCGCAUUAGCAAUAAUCUUGCUAUUCUUCUUCUAUCAUCCGCCAACUUUCGAUCUCUUGCAUGAGCGAAAGACUAAGAUGGAGAUGCUCAAACAGCUUGAUUAUGUUGGAAUAUUUAUGUGGACGGCUGGACUCACUCUGCUUUUAAUGGGCGUGAGUUGGGGUGGAACGAUUUACCCGUGGAAGUCCGCUGCGACUAUUUCGUCAAUCGUUAUAGGGGGCGUCCUCCUGGUUGCGCUCUUUAUCUACGAGGCCUUUGCCAAGCUCGAGUACCCGGCCAUUCCAGUGCAGUUCUUUGCGAAUAGGGGGUUCAUUAGUCUUGUUGCCUGCGCCACGGUCGCGACAAUGUCAUACUAUUCUGCCGUAUUAUUGUGGCCUCAGCAAGUGAAGGCACUAUAUACCACGGAUAUCACAUACGGAGGAUGGAUUUCGUGCACUGUCGCUAGCGCUACGGCGUUAGGCCAAGCAUUCGGUGGCUUCUUCGUGAAAUGGGGAGGAAACGUUCGAAACUGGAUCAUUUUCUCGACUUUCUCCAUGGUCGCAUUCGUCGGUGCCUGCGCUUCGCUUACACCAGAAACUUUAAAUGCUGGAAUCGCAUUCACGAUGAUCGGGCCAUUUUUCGUUGGUGUUAUUGAAGUUUGUGCUCUUGCGCUAGCUCCUCUCUUCUGUAGGCCGGUUGACAUCGGCCUUGCCUCCGGACUUUUGGCAUCGAUCCGCUCAGCAGGCGGCUCAAUCGCUGUAGCCGUCUAUAGCAGUAUCCUAUCGAAUCGCCUAGAAACCACCGUACCUGCCAAUAUCGGCCCAGCUGUAGUAGCAGCCGGACUUUCUGAAGACAAAGUCCCCGCCCUCGUUGCGGCCGUACUAGGAAGCAAACUUGCUAGUUUUCCUGGAUUAACCCCUGAAAUACAAGCCGCCGUCGCCUCAGUCCUACCAACGGCAUAUUCGCAGGCGUUCAAGACCGUCUAUCUGGCGAGUCUUGGUUUCGGAGGCAUUGCUGUCGUCGGUUGUCUAUUUUCCAAGGAUGCUCAAAAACAUCUUACCGAUAAGGUCCAACGUAAGAUGAACGGCAAGGCAACUGGGAAAGAGAGCUUGGAAUCCUUAACAUCAUGAAUGUGGAUGAAAAAGGGCUAUGCUUAAUUUCGGCAUGGUACAUGACAGCUUAUAAAUAUAAUGAGGAAACCUUCCUAAUGAUUGACAUGAUGUUGCAAACGAACAAUAUUCGGAAGGGCAAUAACCGUGGAAGUUAAUUUAUAUAGCGCAAGCACGGGCCGAUACGAGCCCUGAAA
Messenger RNA from Annulohypoxylon maeteangense, 2036 nucleotides. Its product is annotated as trichothecene efflux pump. Gene Ontology annotation, molecular function: transmembrane transporter activity. Lineage: Eukaryota; Fungi; Ascomycota; Sordariomycetes; Xylariales; Hypoxylaceae. The transcript is spliced from 7 exons. The record is from RefSeq and is a predicted model, not a curated record. Gene Ontology annotation, biological process: transmembrane transport. Bases 118 to 1860 code for a protein of 580 amino acids. Gene Ontology annotation, cellular component: membrane.